UGAUAGGCUACGGUCUGCUGGCCAUUGCUCUUGCCUGGAUCGUGUCAAACCUGGGCUCUGUCUUACAGGCUGUCUACAUUGUGUUCGGCAUCCUCAACGGUCCUCUCCUGGGAGUGUUUACUUUGGGCAUGUUCUUUCCCUGGGCCAACAAGCAUGGCGCCCUGGGCGGUGUCCUCGUGUCCUUGACCUUCCUCCUGUGGAUCGGCAUCGCCGCCUUCGUGAACGAGCUCAAGACCCCCGCCAGCCCGACCUCUAUCGCCGGAUGUAACUUCACGGCCAAACCCAUCCCUUCAACCACGCCCAAACCGCCGCCCAAAGAGGUUGACGAUCCUUUCGAAGAUUUGUACCGCAUGAGCUACAUGUACUACACCGCUCUGGGCAUGAUUCUGGUCUGGGGCAUCGGUCUGCCCAUCAGCUUUAUCACAGGAUACACCCGACCACGUGACCUAGACCCCCGACUCAUCUGCCCCCUGGCGGAGAAACUGGUGCCCUGCCUGCCACAGAAGGUCAAAAACUUCUUCCGCUGUGGACUCGUGCACGAGGGG
Molecule: messenger RNA, 545 nt
Organism: Aplysia californica (California sea hare)
Lineage: Eukaryota; Metazoa; Mollusca; Gastropoda; Aplysiida; Aplysiidae
Product: sodium-dependent multivitamin transporter
Biological process (GO): transmembrane transport; sodium ion transport
Cellular component (GO): membrane
Molecular function (GO): symporter activity
Source: RefSeq, a predicted model, not a curated record